Myotis brandtii (Brandt's bat) is the source of this 663-nucleotide messenger RNA. RefSeq names its product spermidine synthase-like. NCBI's taxonomy places the organism in Eukaryota, Metazoa, Chordata, Mammalia, Chiroptera, Vespertilionidae. The transcript has 5 exons. Gene Ontology annotation, cellular component: cytosol. Gene Ontology annotation, molecular function: spermidine synthase activity. Gene Ontology annotation, biological process: spermidine biosynthetic process. The coding region runs from base 1 to 639 and encodes 212 amino acids. The record is from RefSeq and is a predicted model, not a curated record.
AUGCAUUUACUCUCGCUCCUGCGCAACAACAUCACUCUUCGCGGGACAGGCGCACCACCCCGGGACCCCUGCGCAGGGCGGGGAGGUUGCUUCUCACGCGGGGGGAGUGGAGGCGCGUUGCCCCCGCCCCGGGGGACCAGGUCCCUGACUGUCACUCCCACCGGCAGUAAGAGCUACGGCAACGUGCUGGUGUUGGACGGGGUCAUCCAGUGCACGGAGCGGGACGAGUUCUCCUACCAGGAGAUGAUAGCCAACCUGCCGCUCUGCAGCCACCCCAACCCACGCAAGGUGCUGAUCAUCGGGGGUGGGGACGGGGGUGUCCUGCGGGAGGUGGUGAAGCAUUCCUCCGUGGAGUCCGUGGUCCAGUGCGAGAUUGACGAGGAUGUCAUUCAGGUCUCUAAGAAGUUCCUGCCGAGCAUGGCCAUUGGCUACUCCAGCUCAAAGCUCACCCUCCACGUGGGCGACGGCUUUGAGUUCAUGAAACAGAACCAGGACGCCUUCGACGUUAUCAUCACCGACUCCUCAGACCCCAUGGGCCCAGCCGAGAGCCUCUUCAAGGAGUCCUAUUACCAGCUCAUGAAGACGGCCCUCAAGGAGGACGGGAUCCUCUGCUGCCAGGGUGAGCGCCAGAGAUGCUGAGCUGCGGGGGGCGGGGCAGGGUGG